This is a messenger RNA of Cadophora gregata, 2142 nucleotides long. RefSeq lists its product as uncharacterized. Bases 1 to 2142 code for a protein of 713 amino acids. Gene Ontology annotation, molecular function: protein binding. The record is from RefSeq and is a predicted model, not a curated record. The transcript is spliced from 5 exons. Lineage: Eukaryota; Fungi; Ascomycota; Leotiomycetes; Helotiales; Ploettnerulaceae.
AUGGAGCCAGUAUCCCUUGCCCUCAGCGUCGUCCCUCUCGCCGUCCAGCUCGGAAAAGGCAUCCACAAACUCCUGGAGCUUCUCCAAGCAAUCGAAGAUGCACCAUCUGAAAUCUCAUCCAUCAUCGACGAGGCUGAGUUCCUCCGACUGCUACUCACGCAAAUAACAACGAACGAUGAGACACUCGGAAAACAUCGAGAGACGGAACUCGCUCUACAGCGAUGCCAGAAAUCACUCGGUGACCUCUGCUCGAUUGCAGAAUCCUUCGCUUCCGGAUUUAGCUCGAAGAGAGGUUUGAAGAGGCGAUGGACCGCUGUUGAGAUAGUGGGUAAGAAGCAGGAUUUUGUGAGGUUGAAGUCGAAGCUUUGUGAUGCGAAGCUGGACCUUUUGAUUGCUCAGCAGAUUUCGUCUGCUCGGUACACGCAAGCUCAGAACUGUACGAAUCAGCAAUCGCUGUUUAAGCUCUUGCAGGGGUUCACGGAAGUGAGGCAAUUGCUUGAGAAUCAAAAUCAGCUUGUGACUUCUCGAUCGGUAGGAAAUGCCACUGAGUUUGAAGAAGCUGUGAUGGCUUUGCAGAAGCCAUUUUCUGCCUCGUCUUGCCAGAUUCGUAACCCAAAAGCUGUCGAGACAGGUGGCAUUCGAGCGGAACAGAAUAAACACUCUUGUAUUACCACCCGUGAGCAGAGAGUGGCGGGUUUCCCUAUAUCUACCGUCACGAGAACGCCGAUGGGAACAUUGUACUGCUGGACGACGACCUAUUACUUCAUUCCAAUCGACGAAGAUAAAAUUCUUGGAAUUUCGAAAGCCGAGAAGACUGAAGUGGUGACGAGAAUCAAUUUCAUUCCUUCGUGGUGGAUCACGAGAAUCGGAAUGUCUCGCGUUAUGGAGCUGAUAUCGACGAAUUCAAGCACCCAGGGUUGGCAGUACCAUCUUAGAACGUUCAAUUAUGUUCCUAAGUCGUCUUUGAUAUUUGAGUUCUGCCGUCUCGGCAAUACCGACGCUGUAAAGCACUUACUUGCAGAAAGGAAGGCUUCAGUCAACGAUAUGAAUGAAUACGGAGAGACUCCGCUACAUGUCGCGGCUGGCUAUUGUCAUGCAGAUCUUUGCGAUGUUCUUCUUCGAGCAGGUUCAUGCAGGGAUGUUCGCCAGCUUUCGUUCGGCAGCCCAUUCACAGCAUUUUCGCGCGUUUUCCGCCCAGGUACGAUGGUCGACCACAGAACCAUGCAAAUUAAUACUGUGACAAGUGGGCAGUUUGAACAGACCAUCCGAGCAUUCUUGAGAAGCGGAGAAGAGCUCGAACAUGUUAACGAUGACUUCUUAAUUCCCUCUCUUAUCUACGCGGAGAACUUCAACAGUAUUGCUGAUACGAAUUACUUGAGACCUUCCUUAUGGAUAAUAGGAGAAGUUCUCCCGGUCACCAACUCGUCCGUGCUGGAUUUGGCUUUCUGGGAGAGCUGUCUCCAAGCUGCUGUUUGCACACACUAUGACAGACACCCCUCCACGGAAUUCGUCCUAGGCCAUUGCAGUGUUGAAUCGAUAAGAAGACUUCUAUUACGUUUGCUUCAGAGUCUAAAUGAGUCGUACUCGCUCUCACACAAGACGGGUGAUAUUCGACUCUUACUUCAGGCAUCUGACGGUCUACACUUCUUUGACGAGGUAUGGGGAGAAACACCAAUCUCCCAGGCACUCAAGCAUCCAAGAUCUUUCGCUGCACUUCGCAUUGCCCUGGCAGCAUCAUCCUAUGAUUUCGUAAACGUUGCUCAACAAGAAAUACAGUUCCGGAGCAAUGGGUGGACGGAGACUAGACUCCUUUCUGUGUUUGAGGACACGCUUAACUUGAACGCGGUUCCUUCUGGUGGCAAAACUUGUCGGGAUUGCGGUGACUACAACAGUAGUCCCUGCAAAGAACAAGCUCUGCAAUGGAAGAGGAGAGUUCGAAGGUACAAGGAAGGACUUGAUCAAGACGUGCCAUUGAACGAGGCUGAAACUCAAGAAGAACUGUCGGCAGAGAAUGAUAAGAAAGGCUCACGAAAAGGGGAUAUGUUGCGUGUGUCAAGGCACCCUAAUAGCGAAACGUUGGCAUGCAUGAUGCAUAGCUCUCUUCCUCGUCUUCGUCCCCUGCUUGGUCUUCUCACAGGAUAA